This is a messenger RNA of Daphnia carinata, 2865 nucleotides long. RefSeq names its product methyltransferase-like protein 25B. The coding region runs from base 123 to 1580 and encodes 485 amino acids. Lineage: Eukaryota; Metazoa; Arthropoda; Branchiopoda; Diplostraca; Daphniidae. The transcript has 11 exons. The record is from RefSeq and is a predicted model, not a curated record.
AGCAGACUACAAAUGCUGUUCUCAGUAUUUCCCAGUACAUGACAUGUGCUCAAGCCGCUAAGCUGUCUUGUGCGAAGUUUUUUUUGUUGAUGUUGGUAACGAUUCCAAAAUAGAAUUUUAUAAUGCUUUUAACAUUAGGACGUGACUAUCGUGCUUUGCAGCAACAAAUAAAAAAUUGCCAUAUUUUUCUGAACAGCUACAAAUGGCUGACAGAUUCAUUUGUACUUGAUUUCUUUUCUGAAAACCAUUGGGCUAAACUACCUUCCUCAUGGGCUCACACUCUAGAUUUACUUUCUCUCGAAGAAAUGGGCAAAUCUAUUCUAUGCCCAGAUGGAUUCCCUAGUACAAGCCAAUUAGUUCUUCCACUAUCUUUGUUAGCCUUCAAAGCUACUGCAAAAAGCUUGGCAUUGGAGAGGACAGCAAUUACCAGUUUAGAACAAGUUAUCAGUUAUUUAAGGGAGCUGGGAUUCAAGAACGCUACUCAGCAGAGUGGUGUUUGGGUCAACCCUAGCAGUGAAUGCAAGCCAACAGGAGCACUUGGAAGUUUAACUCAGGUUUUCCAUAGGCAAGUAAAGCCGAAAAAGCAACAUGAACUUUAUAGGAUGGGUCAGUGUUGUGCAGCAAUAUCCCAAGUAACUAAUUGCAAAACUGUGGUAGAUGUUGGAGCUGGUGUGGGACAUUUAUCCAGGUUUUUGAGUUAUGGAUAUGGGCUUGACCUAAUAUGUUUGGAGUGUAUAGAGACAUUUGGUUCAGCUGCAAUCAAGCUAGAUGGUAAAUUAGAAGAAGCUUGUGUGAAACUGGGGAUUACAAAUAUCACAACUCCAAAACACAUCACUUUGACGUUGAAUCCCAACACAAGCAAUUUGGUGGAAUUACUCAAUUCUCAUGGACUCACCCAAAUCAGUGCCUGCGGAUUGGUUGGCCUGCACACGUGUGGCGAUUUAGGACCCACACUCAUUCGAAAUUUUGCCAUUGAUCCUGGAAUAAAAUUCAUCCUUGCCAUCGGUUGCUGCUACAUGAAAAUGUCUCUUGACCGAAAAUCUCCGGUUAGAGGGUAUCCGAUGAGUAACUUUGUUCUAAAUCAGCUAAAGCCAUCGUUUGUUAGUUACGAAGCUCUGGAAGUCGCGUGUCAUGCGCUAGAAUCAUAUUCUGAUCGUUUAAGCGAUUUGGAAUCAAACAAACUAAAAGUUCAUUGCUACCGAGCUACUUUGGAGACGUUGUUGCUCAAGUUAGAGCCUCCCCUUAAAAGGGCAGGAUUACGGGGCGUCAAGAACGCUCAUCUCAUGCCAUUCGAGGAAUAUGCUCUCAAAGCUGUUGACAAAAUGGACGUUGUCCUAGACGAAGGCGAUCUUUCGUCACAAUACAUCCAGUCAUGUUUGGAACAAUGGCAGCGUGUCGUCAUCUUUUACUCGUUAAGGCUUAUGGUGGCCCCUGUUAUUGAAACAAUUGUUCAAUUAGAUCGACUCCUAUAUCUCGCUGAACAGGGUUGGUGCGGCUGUCUCCUGCCACUGUUUGACUGUCGAUUAUCUCCAAGAAAUUUUGCUCUGCUGUGUGUCAAACCGGAACUGAAUCACUGCUGACGUCAUUUGAACUGUUCGUCACUUCCGUCAGGUCACUCCGUUCAUCAUUUCGAAUUUCCUUCCGCCUGGCAGUCAUCCCUGCAUGACCCUCACAAGAAGGCACCAUAAUGUCCUGGAAAAUAAUUUAUGACACAGAAGAUUAGCCAAUUUUCGAACUCUAAACGAGGGAAUGUUUUUACCUUUCUUUGCAAUGCUCUGCGGGCAACCAAGAUUCAGAUCAAUGGCGUCACAAUGCUGUUCUGCCAUUUUUGCGGCUUUCAAGAAGAUUUCAGUGUCAUUAGCGCAAAACUAAACAAAGGUCUAUCUUCCGCACACGAUUCAAGGUGUUCGCGACGGUAGCGUGGUUCUCGGAUGAAAAUUCCGGCGUUCAUCAUAGGCGUGUAGGCAAGUUCAGUUCCAUAUUUACGACUCAGCAAACGCCACGGCAGUUCGGAGGCAUCAACCAUUGGAGCCAAGAUACGUUUUGGCGAAUUCAAAGUCUGUCGCCAAAACUCCCACGGAGUUAAAGGAGGAGGCAUAUUUCUUAUUUCUGGUGCUACUUAAGGCGGAUCUUUUUACGGCUUUCUAGCUUUUUGGGGAAAUAGAGGUAAAACAUUCAUUUAAAAAUUGCAGUUAAUUCUUUAAAAAAUCACAGUUGUAAAAAUGCAAGAACAUCGAUUUAGGCGGGUUUCAACAAAUGCUCGACAGACGUGGAGGGCUCACGCAUUUUCGAGUUAGUCCAUGAUUCAUUGGACGCGUCUUCACUAGGCGAGGACUGGAUGGCGGAAGGCGUGGAAGGGUAAACGGAGACCAUGUUGUUGCGAGGGUGACGAAGAAGGAGACUAGAUACUCCCAUUAAACCGCUUGAUACGGUGAAGAUUGGUGAAGAUGUGUUUGACUGUUCACUACUCUGGUCACGGCAAGACGUAUAACAAGCAAAGCAAGGAAACUGACUCCACCACCGCUUUUUGGAUUUCUUCACUAGGUUGUCCAACCGUUCCACUUGAUGUACGCGUGAAAGGCACAUAAAUGAAUCAACAAGCCGCUUCCGAAUGCACUUAAAAGGAAGAAAAUCAUCGACAAGAAGGUGUACAGUAAGCUGAUUUCCACGACACACAACAGGCAAAUGAUUACACACAAGAUGCAGGCACUUGUGAUGGAUGCCACAAAAUGACUAUAAUUUCGGCUGCCAAUGCACUGAUUAAGCCACUUGCAGUGGUGGUCAAAGCCUUCAAUGCACUUGUUGCAUAGGCUGCAAUGCUUGGUUUGUGGACUAGAAAGGAUUACAUCACACCAUUGGCAUUUU